Molecule: messenger RNA, 3801 nt
Organism: Ctenopharyngodon idella (grass carp)
Lineage: Eukaryota; Metazoa; Chordata; Actinopteri; Cypriniformes; Xenocyprididae
Gene: zmat3
Product: zinc finger, matrin-type 3
Exons: 6
Coding region: 51-1142 (363 amino acids)
Molecular function (GO): zinc ion binding; nucleic acid binding
Source: RefSeq, a predicted model, not a curated record
UGGCUGGGAGAAGUUGAGCAGCAGAGAGAGCUUGGAAGGAUGCAGGGAAGAUGGCGAUGAAUGUAAAGAACAGAGAUGCUUUUUAUUCAAGUGCUGACUAUUGCAAUAUCUACAGCUCUCAGCCUGUAAACUAUGGAGAUUGCAGUCAUUAUUUCGCUCGGAUGACAGGUCCAGACCCGGUUCUGAAGCCGCCUCUUAGUUUGAUGUGUCAGCAGCCGCCUCAGCCCUUCCAGGCCAUGACCCCGACUCAGAACCUCAGACCUCCACCCGUGAUGAUGUCUCCGGACCCCUUGCAAUUCCCGCACUGCACUCCUCUAGCCGUAAAGCCGCCCCCUCACCUCCAGAUGCCGCCCAACCCACCCAUCCCAGCACCUCCCGUCCUCAGUCCAAAGCCCCCUGAGGAAGAUGGUCAGGCAGUGGGCGCUGACCAGGAAGCAACUCUGGAAGAGCUUUGCAAGCCUUUGUACUGUAAACUUUGUAACGUCACUCUCAACUCUGCCCAACAGGCUCAGGCACAUUAUCAGGGGAAAAACCACAGUAAGAAGCUGCGCAAUUUUUAUGCUGGUAGCCAGCAGCCACCUCCCAUUAGAAUACCAGAGGUAGUAGAGCCUGUUUCCCAGCAACCCUCAGCCACUCCACCCACAGAUUCUGCAAAUGUGACUGCCAACCAGCCACUCUCUAAGGGCGCUAGCAGAGUCAUACUGGCCACGGAAAAUGACUACUGCAAGCUGUGUGACGCUUCCUUCAGCUCCCCUGCUGUGGCCCAGGCGCACUAUCAGGGCAAAAACCACGCCAAAAGACUGCGGCUGGCUGAGGCGCAGCAGAGCGCCACGUCCUCAGACUUGUCCGACGCUCAGAGACGGCCCCGAAAAGAAGGGUACGAGUAUAGAUUAAUGAAGAACCGCAGGGCUUAUAUCAACACUGCCAUGCCAGGCCCUUACUACAACCCACGGCCGAGGCAGCGUAUCCCACGAGACCUUGCGAUGUGCGUCACACCCAGCGGCCAGUUCUACUGCUCAAUGUGUAACUCGGGUGCCAGCGAGGAAGCCGAGUUUCGUCUUCACCUGGAGAGCAAGCAGCACAAAAGCCGAGUGUCCGAGCAACGUUACCGUAGUGAGAUGGAGAAUCUGGGAUACACUUAAGAGGCAUCCAAUGCGUGAUUCACAGAUCCUGAAGAAAUAAUCUUGCAAUUCUGCAAGUAGCCACUUUUGUUUUAAAAUGGAAAAUGGCAUUUUUUAUGUUUAAUUUUUUCUAAUCUAGAAGCAAUUUAUGAGCUUAAAUUCGCACACACUGCAGAGCAAAAGUAGCUUUUGUGCCAGACUGAGAGGACCAUUAAUUGGUGGCAUUGGAAGUUUGAGGAAGCUUUAUUUAAUAAGGGAUAUCUAAAGUUUGAAAUGCUCAUAAUUAUUAUAAUAAUUAUUAUUUCUAAUUAGCAUGAAAGUAGUAAAUUCUUAUCCUAGAUCACCUUAUGAGCAAGUAUACAAAUACAGUAUUAGUGUAUACUGCAGCGUUGUGGAUUAGACACUUUCAAUAUGGACUUAUGUAUAAGUCUAUCAUUUUUAUUAUAAUUUAUUUACUUCUAAUUACUAAAAUGACCUCCAACAUUCUUUGGAGAGGUUCAUCUAAAAAAAAAAAAAAAAAAACAGGUUGUUUUUUUUUUCUCAGCUAUUUUUUGCGUGCAAUUGAUGCCUCAAUAAGGGACAAAUCUAUCAGUUUCCUAAACAAACAGAAGUGGCAAUCCUACUCACUCUGAGCCGUAGAUUCACUGUGUUUCUUCAGGAGCUACAGAACGCACACGUUCAGUUUAGAGACUUGCAUUACCAGGAGAAUCCAUACCGCGGGUCUCCGGCGUGCCUGCUGAAUGUACUGUGAAAGCGAUGACAAUAGAUCUACCCCCGUCUGGCUUUGCACACCACACGUUUACUAGAUGUAGUGGGAGAUUUUCAAUCUAAUAAGCAUCAUUUGGUCUGUUUUGGGGUGUACAUCUGAUACUGUUAACUAGCUUGCGUCCGUAUGAAAUUAUUUGGGUGAUUGUUGUUUAUUUUCAUCUUGGAUUAUCCCCAGGGAAUCUCUCCCCACACUAAAGGAAGAAAUGGAAAACAUGGCUAUUUUUAAUAAGGUCUGUGCCGCCCAUGCCCCUACCUCACAACCCUCUGACUUGUUAGUAUUCAAGUUGGCCUACCAAAGCUUAUCUGACAAAAAUAAUCAAUGAACCCCUUAGCUUUAUAUCAGUAUAAACUAAAAUCUAUUAGAAUCUUUUGCUUCCAAUAUUUACUGAGGAAAACGAGGAGAAGUAGGAGCUGUUAAAGUUGCCAUGAAAUCGGAAGUAGCGAUAGUCUUCUCUUCUCUAUUGUGACGUAUAUCCGAGGGAAAAUGGCUUCUUGAACAAGAAAAAAAUGUUGGGUGGAACGUGAUUUUGUCCAUUGGGAAUUGAUUGGAUGGUUGUGGUUUGCUAUUGGUCAAUUCUAUGUGAGUGACAGGUUGCCCUGCCCUCACUCUAGUAAACACAUCAUUAGAGAAGAGAAGAGAUGUUGCUGACGUUAUUUAGAUUAAAGAUUAUGAGGGCACAUGAAUUUAAAAAAAAAAAAUUAUGUGCACGGAUAAAUCAUUUAUUUAUAAUAAAUACUGCAUUCCAUAAAAAAUAAGAAUUGUUCAUUUUGAUUUUAUGGUGACUUUAAAAAUUUUACAUGCGUCAUGUUUUUUGUUCAUGGAUGCAUGAUUUAAUGCAUAAACCGUCCCCUUUCCCUAUUGUAUCACUUAAAAUGCUAUACAUAUUUUAUCAAAGACAAUAUUAUAAACAGAAGAAGUGACCCAGUUUUACCUUUGCUGUCUGUUUUGUUCACUUUUCAGAGUUGCAGUCCAUCGUCACUAAAUGUUUGCGAUUGUAAUACUUCUCUGAUUUAGUAUUAGUUCUGCAUGAAAUUAUUGCUGCUUGUACAUAUUAAGAGGAUGAUUUCACUGCAAGAAAAGGACCAUUUCAGAACUGAAUUGCACUUGCUAAGAGAUGGAAAAGACUGUAUUGAGAUAAGAAGUUCAUGACAUGCUAUAAAUAAUUACGCAGACAUCAUCUACAUUCAUUCAAAUCAAAUGUUUACAGUGGGAAUCAUCACAGGGGACUUAUGGGAGAGAAAUGGACUCAGUGGAGCCGUGAAGACAUCUUAAAUGUGCCUCGGAGUAUAAAGCCUACUCUACUGUGAUGUUGAACAUUUCAUGUUGUUCUGCUUUGAAUAUGUUUCCAGUAGAAGGGGCUUACAGUCCUUCAUAAUGAGUAAUGUUUUGCGUAUUCAAGUACUGAACAUUUACGACAAGCUCUUUUUAUAUAAAUGUGAUUUGUUUCAUAUGUAUAUAUUGAUAUAAAAAUCACUUUGCAUUUUAAACAUGUUAAAUGCUAAUUUAACAUGUUCAUAGUGCAGAUUAAUCCAUAAUAUGCACCACUGAUCAUCAAUUUGAUGAUUUGAUGGUAAAAAUGAUUUUGUGGUUUUGCAGUGCAUAAACACAGCAGAAAGGCAACAGGAAAUGGUUAGAAAGGGAAUGGGAUCAGAACAUGUCGCAAGUUUGACUAGAACCUGCAUUAUCCAUAUGAGCACUACAGCUGUAAAACUAUGCUGGUGUUCUCUACUGGCAGUCAUUGUAUUUUCUCCCAGAGGUUCACCAGAGGCAAGCCAUAUCCUGUUUUGUGUUUUGUGCGGUCAGGAAGUUGUGACCCUGGUCUGGAAACAGACCUUCCCAAAGGACCUCAGCAGGGACACUAUAGGUUCUCCCCCAAUGGAGAAUCCCAACAGUCUUUUUCCUUCAAGCCAA